AAGCAUAAAGUGUUAUUUUCUGUGUUUCAGAUAGCAACAGCUGUUCACUUCCUUCAAAAUCCUAAAGUGAAAGCAAGUCCUUUGUCACAGAAAAGAGCUUUUUUGAUUAAAAAAGGACUUACAAAUGAAGAAAUUGACUUUGCCAUUGAUCGAGCUGGUACUGAUGGAAAUAAUGCUUACAAUAGACAAGGUGAAGACACUUUGUCGCUUCAACCAAAGACAGUUAUGCCACUUCAGCAAGGUAAUUUUGAACCCCAUUUAUCAGCAUGGCAGAAGUGGCAAACAUUUUAUUCAGGUGCAGUUUUAAUUGGAAUUACAUGCUAUGGAGUUUACUACAUUUAUAAGAAAUACGUAAGGCCAUGGCUCCUUGGAAUCAAGGAAGAAGACAGAAUUUCCAAAGUUGAGCAACAACUCUGUGAUAUGAAUGACUCUUUAUCACAACUUAGACAUUCUUUAUUGAGUGUUGAAACACAUCUCUUCCAGCAAGUAAAAAAACUGUCUUCUGCUGAAGAGCAAAAAGAAGAUACAUCAGUUAAGAAUAUUUUAGCCUUGAAUGAAAUAAAAUCAGAAGUAGUAUCACUGAAAGCAUUGUUGUUAAGCAGGGGUCAGUUUCCCACAGCUCCUGUUACAAAACCUGGCAUUCCUUCAUGGCAGUUGGACAGGACAAAAACUGAUGAAAUUAACAAAGAAGCUGCUCUGAAUGGACCUCCAAAAAGUGAUAAAGAACAAGAGUCUUCCAUAGAAACAAUUAAUGGUGGUAUAGUUGAGAAUGUGAGAAGUGUAGAGGGUGCAGAUUGUUUAUCAGGCUCAGUUAGCAAUGACAACAGUGGAGACUGUUAAUGAGGAGAACAAAACAUC
This is a messenger RNA of Limulus polyphemus (Atlantic horseshoe crab), 858 nucleotides long. RefSeq names its product peroxisomal membrane protein PEX14-like (gene Pex14). Gene Ontology annotation, biological process: protein import into peroxisome matrix, docking. The transcript has 7 exons. NCBI's taxonomy places the organism in Eukaryota, Metazoa, Arthropoda, Merostomata, Xiphosura, Limulidae. The annotation marks the transcript as partial. Gene Ontology annotation, cellular component: peroxisomal importomer complex; peroxisomal membrane. Gene Ontology annotation, molecular function: signaling receptor binding. The record is from RefSeq and is a predicted model, not a curated record.